Molecule: messenger RNA, 669 nt
Organism: Branchiostoma floridae (Florida lancelet)
Lineage: Eukaryota; Metazoa; Chordata; Leptocardii; Amphioxiformes; Branchiostomatidae
Product: protein OS-9-like
Exons: 6
Coding region: 46-669 (207 amino acids)
Biological process (GO): retrograde protein transport, ER to cytosol; endoplasmic reticulum unfolded protein response
Cellular component (GO): endoplasmic reticulum lumen
Source: RefSeq, a predicted model, not a curated record
UGACACCGCUAACGUGUACUACGCAGGCGUACAUCAAAACCCAAGAUGGAGGAAGGCGGAAGAAAAAUUGUGUUUCUGUGCAGUUUGCUGCUGUUUUUCCGUCAAAUGAGCUGUUUUCUUCACAUCGAAGAGCUGAACGAGAUGAAAUAUGGCAUCGAGAUUCAAAAUACUCCAGUAGAAAGACCUGAGGCGUUGCUGCCGGAUGUUCUGUAUGUGGCGUCCAAGUACGGCCAGGAGUACCAGUGUGUGCUGCCCAAGGUGUCGGGGCAGGGGGAGGGGGAGGAGGCACAGGAGGAGGAGAAUCAACAGAACUUCAACAUCUCCUACCUCCUGGCACCCAUGGGGAAGGCUCCAUGUCUCACCAAGGAAAAAGACUGGUGGACAUAUGAGUUCUGUUAUGGAAAAAACAUUAGACAGUACCAUAUGGAAGAAGGUGAAAUUAAAGGCGAUAUCUACUACAUCGGCUUUUAUGAGUCUGACAAAAACUGGACCAACACUUCUAAUGAGGCUGCCGGCAGCCAUCGACUACAGCGCUACCACAGUCAGAAGUACAUCAACGGGACGACCUGCGACCUCACAGGGCAUUACCGACAGGCGGAGGUCAGGUUCUUGUGCGAGGAGCGGAUGGGAGAUUACAUCAACCCGGGUAGACAAGCCGUCUUCGUGUAG